Molecule: messenger RNA, 1738 nt
Organism: Gadus morhua (Atlantic cod)
Lineage: Eukaryota; Metazoa; Chordata; Actinopteri; Gadiformes; Gadidae
Product: zinc finger protein RFP-like
Exons: 3
Coding region: 103-1137 (344 amino acids)
Molecular function (GO): protein binding
Source: RefSeq, a predicted model, not a curated record
AAAACAGCACAACUUUGAGGAGUAGUUAAAACCUCUCUUCCUGUUAUUGAAUUAGAAAUCUAUAAUUGCUCAAUACAUGAACCUUGUCGUCUGUGUCUAGCAAUGGCCUGUGCUAACACUUCCUGGUCUGAAGAGAACUUUUCAUGUUCCAUCUGUCUGGAUGUGUUCAACAGUCCAGUUACCACCGCAUGCGGACACAACUUCUGCAGAACCUUGAAGACGUUCACUGCUCUGAUAGGCUGUGUUGAAAAGGGCCGGGAUGAAUUCAACCAAACGGUGAAAGAGAAACUGAAAUCCACAGUGAAACGAGCUGAAGACCGCAUCAAAGAGCUGGAGCAGGAAAUAGAAGAUCUGACCAAUAGAAGCUCAGAGGUGAAGCGGCUCUCACACACUGAAGACCACCUCCACUUCCUCCAGGCCUUCAGAUCCCUGAAGGAUCCUCCACCCACCAGGGACUGGACCACGGUGGAGGUCCGUCCUCCGUCAUACGUAGGGACCUUGAGGAGAUCCCUGGAUCAGUUGGAGGAGACACUGAACAUGGAGAUGAAGAAGCUGCGUGAUGCUGAACUGAAGAGGGUCCAGCAGUAUGAAGUAGAUGUGACUCUGGAUCCUGAUACAGCUCAUCCCAGGCUCAUCCUGUCUGAGGAUGGGAAACAAGUACAUGAUGGAGGUGUGUGGAAGGAACUCCCAGACAACCCUAAGAGAUUUACAAAGUAUCCAUUUGUUCUCACGAGGCAGAGCUUCUCCUCAGGGAGAUUUUACUUUGAGGUCCAGGUUAAAGACAAGACUGAGUGGUGGUUAGGAGUGGCCAGAGAGUCCAUCGACAGAACAGGUGGGAACUGGGGGACCCUUGAGACGGGUUACUGGACUCUUUGGUACUACGAUGGUGGGUUGGUAUUUGAGGAUAACCCUGCUGUCCCUCUCCCACUGAGAGCUGGGCUCCAGAAGGUGGGGGUGUUUGUUGAUUAUGAUGAGGGUCUGGUCUCCUUCUAUGAUGUGGAAGCCAGGGUUCAUAUCUACUCUGCUACUGGCUGCACCUUCACUGAGCCUCUCUAUCCAAUCCUCGGUCCAUGGUUUCAUGAAGAAGGUACAAACUCUGCCCCCCUGAUCAUCUCACCUGUCAAUCAAACAGACUAGGACCUUUGUUUGAUAAUAAAAUAAUCAAACGACCAAAACAACUAAUGUUGUUUCCUGAAUUAGAAUAGAAUUAGAAUCUCUACUAUGAGAGAUCUGAGAGAUCUGCAUUAAUGUCAUACUGCUGUCAUUUAACGAGGAGAAUAUUUUUAAGAAUUAACCCUGUAGUUGUGUAAUAUAACCCUUUAUAAAGGGUUAUAUUACAGUUCAUUUAUGUAUCUGUUUUCCCUUUAUUUAUUUUACAUGCUUAAAGAUAUAGGGCCGAUUGAUAAAGAUAUACAAUUUGUUGCAGUUAUGUAGAACAUGUUAAGAGGAUUAACAUGUUUUAAUAAUAAUUCAUUUUUUUAACGUUUCUAUUGGUUUUAACUUUUGAAAAUGUAUUGACAAAACAAUUCAAUGUUCUUAAACUUGUGAUUUUAAGAAAAAGAAAAGGCAAAUUUUGUAAUGUUUAGGCCUACAUUAUCAUUGUAAUGGAUCAUUUCAGGGGAAAAGAUACAUUCCAGUCCAUUAUUGUUUAGUAUAAAUACUGUUUCUGUAUUAAAAAAAGUGUAAUACAAAAAAUAAAAUUGUUUAAUUGUAAAACCCUUAUUUUGAUGAUUUAGAG